UCGACCCUAAGUUAGGUUUCAGUUUCAAGUUUUAUGAAUAAUGUUGUUUGUAAAAAAAUACAGGGCUGUGUACAGAUGUGCUAUGAUGAUAAUACAACAUUGAUUUAGAUUUUGUUGUUUUUAGAAGGAAUGUGAUUUUUUCAUGAGGUCGAAACCAAGAUAAAGGACUCAUAAUAGUGUUGUAUAGACUAGAUAAUCCCUAAAAUGAAGCUGUACAAGCUAAUAGUUCAUACGAAAAAUUUCAGUGUGGAGGACUUGAUCAUAAAUCCUAAAGAUUUCCCUACACUGCGUAAAGGCGAUAUUGUGGAAAUCUAUCAUCCAGAAGACGAGUUCAGCCGUUUGCUUUUACAGAUCACAUCCUUCAAAGAGGACUUGCAGGGACGAGAAACUAUCAGUGUGGAGCAGAGCAUUGCCACUACGUUUCAACUAAGGACGUACAAUGAUGUGCACAUGAAUGUGGUCAGUCCUGAUACUGUGGCGUUGGACUCAGUAGAACUCAUCUUCAAAGACCAAUACUUGGGCCGUAGUGAGAUGUGGAGACUCAAAAAGAGUUUGGUGAACACUUGUGUUUACUUAAACAAGAAGAUAGAGUUCUGUGGAGGUAGUGUCCGCUGUCAAGUGUACGAGAUGUGGGCAAUGGGAGACAAGGUUGCUUGUGGGGUGAUCACUGAGGACACCAAGGUUGUCUUCAGAUCUUCUACUGCAAUGGUUUACUUGUUUAUACAGAUGAGUUCAGAAAUGUGGGACUUUGAUAUUCACGGAGACUUGUAUUUUGAGAAAGCUGUAAAUGGCUUUCUUGCUGAGCUUUUCCAAAAGUGGAAGAAACAUGGAAGUAACCAUGAGGUGACAAUCGUGCUGUUCUCUCGUCUCUUCUACUCGGCUGUAACUAUUGAAGACUUCCCCUUACAUAUGAGGAGAUGUUUGCAGCAGGAUUACAAGGGGAGAUUCUAUGAGGACUUUUAUAGGGUGGUUAUUCAGAACGAGAGGUAUGACGAGUGGGGCCACGUCAUGAUACAGUUGCGGCGGAUGUUCACGGACUACCAACGUACCAUGUUGGACUACCACUCAAGAAGCAGCUCGGACUGCCCCAAGGCCAGUAUAUCUACAGCAGCUCAGGGGAACUUCCUGGAAGUGCUGAACAUUUCACUCAACGUGUUUGAGAAGCACUUCCUGGAGCGAAGUUUCGAUCGUACAGGUCAGCUGGUGGUGGUGAUCACUCCAGGGGUGGGAGUGUUCAAUGUUGAUCGUGAGCUCACCAAUGUCACCAAACAGAGGAUCAUAGACAACGGUGUGGGGUGUGACCUGGUGUGUGUGGGGGAGCAGCCCCUCCACGCCGUGCCUUUACUCAAGUUCAAUAACAAAGAUGCCACAACUAUCGCAGAUGAUUAUAGCAUGCCUCACUGGAUCAAUUUAAGCUUUUUCUCAAGCAACAAGAGAGUCGCCUAUUCCACUUUUAUUCCUCGGAUCAAAUUGCCACCUCGGAAAACCAAGUCAAGUUCUCAAAGCUCCGGUGUGAGGUCUCGGAUCUUGUUUCUUGAUGACGACAGUUACACACCUACCACAGAGGAGGAGUAUGACGCUUACGAUGAUCAGGUGUUUGCUACUCCUUCCCCCCAUACUUCCAGUCUAAACAGAGGAAACAGACUGACCAAGAAGGCAAGUGUGUCUUUACUGGAAGGCACGCCUACUGCUAAGAUGAGUAAGCGCAAGCUAUCAGACCCUGAUAUUCACCACUUGGAAGGUGCUGGGUCUCCUCCGGUCACACCUGUUGCUGUCAAUAUCCCACCUCGGAGUGAGGAUGAUUCCACUGUCCACACCAGCUCUAGCGUCACACUCAACCCAGCUGAUGGUAAGGCUAAGGCAGAGGAAGGUCUGGUAUCAGGCAGUGUAGGGUCACCAGGUGCCGCCGGGUCACAAUUACCCUGUCCCUCCCCCGCCAGACCCGGCCGGGCCCUCAUCAAUCCUUUUGACCCAUCACAUGUCACCAUCAAGCUUACAAGCAACCGACGGCGCUGGUCUCACAUAUUCCCCAAAGGACCAACGGGCUUACUCAUUCAACAACACCAUUACCAGGCAGGACCACAAACAACUGCAAACAACAACAACGGCGAGCAACUCUGUAGACAAAGUAAUUCUCCUCCUCCGAGCGAACAACCCAGAGUCACAAGGUCUGCGUCACAGGCUGGACUCGUUGACAACAUGUUGAAGCCGAGGGCGAGUGUCGUGAGUGUCAGUGGAGGUCAGAAGAAGAACCAAGCACUGAUCUGGGGCGUGACAGGCGAGCAAGAGUGGACUCCUGCACUCACCACAGUGAGUCACACUGUUGUCCUACGUGUGACGUGUGUAGGGCCGAGGCCGAGCCUACUGUCGCUACCGAGUCACAACUUACAACGUAAGAGCAUGACGUUGUUGUGGGGUGCGACGGGUGAACAAGAGUGGACUCCUGCGUUGACCACAGUCUCCAAAGUUAUUAUAGGUGUGGAUUGGAAAUCUUUAACGAUACCUGCUUGUCUGCCGAUCACAACGGAUUAUUUCCCAGACGAAGUUUGUCUCAAGACUGACUAUGUGUUCUCCGAUUACAACCUUUUGCCGGACGAUGUCAAUGCGGAUUACGCUCAACAAAGAGCAAUCUACCGUAAACCUCUGUCAACUCCCGAGGUGUUUAGGGAAUUGGUGUCUCAGAGGUUGGCUCAGGGGUUUCAGCUGAUAGUGGAAGCAGGGUGUUCCAAUGGUGGAGGAGGAGUAGCUCCGGGCAGUGCUGUGGUAGGACCACGGCCUCAGGACAUACAGCCUUCCACAGAGUACAAACUGAGCAUUGGUAGAGUGUUCCAUCGCAUCGUACUCUGUGGCAGUGAGAUCAGAGUCACAAGAUACAGACCCAGGCACCCUUAUCCUCCGUUCAAUGUCCAUUACCACUAUCGUUUCCAAGCCCCGGACCAUCAGACUUACGAGAUGUCUUGGGUGAGCUUCAACACGGAAAAGCUAGAAACUUACAACUGGAACUACCUCGACCACUACAUCUGCACCCGUGGAGACACCGACUUUGCUCUAGCCGAGUCCCUCAAGUACUGGAGGUUCAGGGUUUACAUCCUGCCAGUCACCAGCUCAGGAGCAUCUCGCAAGAUCCUCGAGGGGUCCGAGUAUUGUGACCUGUACUCACCUCUGUCUCUCGAGGACCAGUCUCACAUCAGCGAGACUUUCCUGCGGUUCAUCGAGACUUGGAUCAACAAGAUCCGACGGCCAGCACAAAAGAAAUCACGGCUCGAGUUGGCAGGUCUGAACCAAGCUUCUCAGCUCACAAGACGCAGGCAUAGCACCGGAUAUAUGUCAUUUAAUUCUCAGACGAGUGUAGCUAACUCCCCGUUCCGAGAGCGAUUGGGGAGCAACCGCCUUCCGGAUAAGCCUAGACCAAGAUCAGGAUCCAAAGUGUUGGAGAGGGGCAGAGCUUCUCCUGCGAUUGACUCCGUUCCUUUACCAUCGAAUUUGGCUGAUUCAGAACAUUCCGAUUCUGUUGAUGAUACACUGUUGUUGGGAGGAGAGAUUCUAGUAGUGAAGGAGCCAGUAGUGCUGCUGGAGGUGGUGGAUCUAAUGAAACAUCACCUCCAUGGACUCACCUUCGUCAGCCCUCACACCAGUUUGCCGGGUCACGUGUUUGUCAGUGCAGACGCUGUAGCUUGGGUCAAGGUCCACGUGGAGAAUGUCACCACUUAUCAGCAAGCUGUCACUCUUCUAGAGGACUUGCGCAAAGAAAAAUUGAUCUGUCACGCAUCUGGAGAUUUCAGUCGACCAUUUAUCGUGGGUUUUCAUCUUUACCAUAUUGUUAACUACGACCCAAAUAAAGAUGAGCCCAAACCUCUCCGGGAUCUACAGAGUUUUGAGAAUGAGUGGCUGGAGGUGGAGGUGAAGCCACCACAACCUCCGUCAUCAGUGCCUCUGUUUCUGAGGGAAGAUCUGCCUUCGCACUGUCACGACGGACAACCAGGCGUCUUAGGUGCUCAGUACAAACACACACACCUGGAGGUGGAUGUGCAAGGCAAGAGUGACAGAGUAGAGUGGGGACAUUGCCGUUACCAGUCGGUCUACAGGCCAGACAGGGCCUACGAGCUGGUCAUACAGUGGAUGGCAGCAUCAGGGACGGUGGUCUGUGAACUGAUCUCAGGCUGGGCUAGAAAAGCCCAAGCCAACCAGCUGUUGAUGAUACCCAUCCCGCCUGACCCUUUCGCUCUCCCAUUCACAAUCAAGUCGGACGUCGUGAGGGGAGACCCGUCCAGGGGAGACCCGCUGCGAGGACCCGUCUUUGUACCACUGGAAACUGAGAGUCUGAUGGGAACCAAGAGCUACUUGUUUGAAGAAUUCCCUGAAGAGACUUGGGGCCAAAGGCUGGUGCUUUUCCAGGAAGCUAUUGCUGUCAAGUUUGGCUUCAUCGCCUGUUCUGCUGACAGUGGGUCUCAACAUCAUCAUCAUCAAUAUGUCCAUCUCACUGGUAAUGUGUUCCUGAUGAUUCCCUCGAUGUCUUGUGAGGGUUCAUCUUCUCGUAUCAGUUCAGCCUCGAGUUCGGCGCCGCGCAGUGUCAGGAGGUACCCGACAUACAACGAUGUGGCCAGUAGCCCACACCACGAGUAUAUCACACGGACUGCUCAUGAGGAUACCAAGGUUGGGUUUCUUUGGUCCUGGAACCACAUGGUGAGUCGUCGGUGGAAGUUUGUCAGUUCAACUCCAGCUAAGAGUGAUGAAGCGUUCCAGAACAAGUUGCUCAGUGACUUUCGUGCCUUUUGCUCCAACUCAAACAACAGACUAAAAAAUUUUUGGGAAACGUGCUGGGUUAUGCCAACGUAAAAUUACAUACUUUGAUGUCAUGAUCCAAAUGAAUGUUAUAGUGAAGUUACCUUUAGGUUUAAGUACUGAAAUACUCUUAGCAAAAUCAUAUGCAUUACGCUUGUAAAUAAUGUUUUGUACUUUUAAUACUUUUGAUUGAAAUAGCGAUCCUACCAAGGUAGGUAAUCUAAGCCAAGUAUGAAUGGAGAUGAGUGGCAUGAUCUUGUAGUCUUGUUACUGACUAAGGUGACAUGUUCCUUAGGUAGGACUGUUAAUUAAUAGCCCAUACAGCCAACUACGGGACCUACAGUUUAUAGUGGAAUCCAAACCACAUUUUUGCAAAAUUACAUUUUUGCCUUGUAAUUUACAAAUUGGUUGGUCUAUUGCAAUGUUUUUAUUAAA
Messenger RNA from Macrosteles quadrilineatus (aster leafhopper), 5217 nucleotides. RefSeq names its product GATOR complex protein Iml1 (gene Iml1). Bases 205 to 4836 code for a protein of 1543 amino acids. Gene Ontology annotation, molecular function: GTPase activator activity. The transcript is spliced from 33 exons. Lineage: Eukaryota; Metazoa; Arthropoda; Insecta; Hemiptera; Cicadellidae. The record is from RefSeq and is a predicted model, not a curated record. Gene Ontology annotation, biological process: intracellular signal transduction; negative regulation of TORC1 signaling; cellular response to amino acid starvation. Gene Ontology annotation, cellular component: lysosomal membrane; GATOR1 complex.